Molecule: messenger RNA, 1330 nt
Organism: Sorghum bicolor (sorghum)
Lineage: Eukaryota; Viridiplantae; Streptophyta; Magnoliopsida; Poales; Poaceae
Product: 2-hydroxyisoflavanone dehydratase
Exons: 1
Coding region: 175-1176 (333 amino acids)
Molecular function (GO): hydrolase activity
Source: RefSeq, a predicted model, not a curated record
GGCAGCUGGGUCCGGUCACAGAUCGUUGCGCUAUCGCGUCUGCACUCUGCACCACUACACCAACCGUUUGGUCCGCCAUCGGCGAUUCCUCCCGCACUAGUACAUAGCACUAGAGCGCCCGUGUCCGAGCAAGCCACGUACCGAUCGACGCUAACGACGACGAGCGCGACAGCGAUGGCGGCGGACCCGGACACGGAGGUGCAGGCGGAGUUCCCGCCGCUGGUCCGCCAGUACAAGAGCGGCCGCGUCGAGCGGUUCUUUAACCCGUCCCCGCUCCCGGCCGGCACCGACCCGGCCACGGGCGUCGUGUCCAAGGACGUCGUCGUCGAUCCGGCCACCGGCCUCUGGGCGCGCCUCUUCCUCCCGCCCAGCAGCAGCCACGGCAAGAAGCAGCAGCUCCCCAUCGUCGUCUACUACCACGGCGGCGCCUACGUGAUCGGCUCGGCGGCCGACCCGUGGACGCACACCUACCUCAACGGGCUCGUCGCCAAGGCCGGCGUCCUCGCCGUGGCGCUCGAGUACCGCCUCGCGCCGGAGCACCCGCUCCCGGCCGCCUACGAGGACUCGUGGGAGGGGCUCAAGUGGGUGGCCACCCACGCCGCCGCCACCGCCGCCGCGGGCGGGGGACCGGAGCCGUGGCUGACCGAGCACGGCGACUUCUCCCGCGUGUUCCUGGCCGGAGCCAGCGCGGGCGGCACCAUCGCGCACUACGUCGCCGUCCGUGCCGGCGAGCAGCAGGGCCAGGGCCAGGGCGACCUCCUCGGGGUGCGCGUCAGGGGGCUGCUGAUAGUGCACCCCUACUUCAGCGGCGCGGCGGACAUCGGCGACGAGGGGACGACGGGGAAGCAGCGCAAGGCGCAGGCCGACGCGUUCUGGCGGUUCCUGUACCCCGGCUCCCCCGGGCUCGACGACCCGCUUUCCAACCCGUUCUCGGAGGCCGCCGGCGGCAGCGCGGCGCGCGUCGCCGCCGAGCGAGUGCUCGUCUGCGUCGCCGAGAAGGAUGACCUCAGGGACAGGGGCGUCUGGUACUACGAGAGCCUCAAGGCCGGCGGCUACCCCGGCGAGGUGGAGCUGCUCGAGUCCAAGGGCGAGGGCCACGUCUUCUACUGCAUGAACCCGAGCUGCGACAGGGCGCGGGAGAUGGAGGAGCGCGUCCUGAGCUUCCUACGCAAGUGAGCGACUCUGAGCGCGCGCCCGUGCAAAGCGCUCAACUGCGCAAGUGAGAUGGAAUAAUUUCUCGUGUAAUUUGUUUGCUUAAAAUUCAUUUCAAGUUUCGAAAUGUACCUUACCGUCCUCCAAAUUGCAAAUCUGUUGGACUUGUUUUGUUUUA